AUGGUGAAUGUAUGGGGUUUCCGUGUAAUACAGGCCGGUGACGACACAUGUCAACCGCUUAACACGGCUUCAGGCAGCCGUCAAGUCCUCUUCUGCCCCCUGACUCCGGCGCUGUCUAGUACCGAAGUGGGCCUGGCGCUUUCAGUUCGUCUUCAACUUGCGAUGCGAAUUCGUUGGCCGACCAGUCGGGCCUGUGCAUCCACGCAACAUGGCAUGACAUGGCAUGGCAUGUUCUGUAAGGCCUCGGGACAGGCUGUUGGCUCCUGUCGUCCAGGAAAUCAAGUUGGCCAAUCUAACCUGAGGCCAGUUGCGACUUGGCAACAGUUGCGCUGGCCGGCGUGGAUGCGGCCUGCCGGAGGGUAA
Protopolystoma xenopodis is the source of this 363-nucleotide messenger RNA. The record is from the annotation of a GenBank genome assembly. NCBI's taxonomy places the organism in Eukaryota, Metazoa, Platyhelminthes, Monogenea, Polystomatidea, Polystomatidae.